AUAUAUAUAUAUGCAACUAAACACUAAGCCGAUCCAACUACAACUAAGCAAAGCGCAGCUCGUGCUGAAACUUAAUCGAAACAGAGACUACAAGUACUACCAAUGGAGAAAACGACGGCGACCACGGAAACAACGACGGCGACGAGUGCUAGGACAGCGAGUUUGCAGGGGCAGGAAAAGGUAGCUUCGACGGAUAGGAAAAAGAUGAAGGUGAUGGUAGCUCUGGACGACAGCGAUUCCAGCUUCUACGCUCUGACCUGGGCACUCGACCACCUCUUUACCACCUCAAUCGGAGUCGCUGCAGCUCCGGCGAAAGAGUUCCCUGAAGAAGUGGAUAUGCUCUUCCUCGUCCAUGUUCAGCAACCUUUCCAUCACUACGCUUACCCCGUCGGACCUGGUGGAACCGGUUUGUCUUGUGCUCGUCUAAUAAGACCAAUUUAUGCGACAUCAUCGGUUGUGGAAUCUGUGAGGAAAGCUCAGGAAGAGAUUUCCACUGCUUUGCUGUCUCGCGCACUUGAAAUGUGCAAAGCCAAAGCCAAAGCCAAAUUGGUCAAAGCAGAGACUCUGAUUCUCGAUGGCGAUCCAAAGGACAUGAUUUGUCAGGCCUCUGAGCAAAUGAAUGUAGAUCUCCUGGUCCUGGGUAGUCGUGGUCUUGGCAAGAUCAAGAGCAUUUCUAGGGAGCGUGAGUGAUUACUGUGCUCACCAUGCAAGCUGUCCCAUUCUCAUCGUGAAGCCAUCCAAGGAAGCAGCCCGAGUGGGCUGAGUUGGGCGAUUCAAAAGCCUACUCAUUUCAAUGCAAAUUACUCAUUUUCUGUAAUAUCCAGGACAUGUUUUUUCUUAUUUACAAACAAACUUCUGUACCUUUUUUUUUUUUUUUUUUCCCUCUCUUUUUCAAUGGUAUGUUAGUAGUGUACAGAGCCUUUGCUGUUCAGAAUCUUUUUACCCUCCUCA
Ziziphus jujuba (common jujube) is the source of this 951-nucleotide messenger RNA. Its product is annotated as universal stress protein PHOS34. The record is from RefSeq and is a predicted model, not a curated record. Bases 103 to 690 code for a protein of 195 amino acids. The transcript is spliced from 4 exons. NCBI's taxonomy places the organism in Eukaryota, Viridiplantae, Streptophyta, Magnoliopsida, Rosales, Rhamnaceae.